AACAUAUUUGCCGAAUUUUAGUCAAUAUCAGGGUAUUAACAAAAUAAAUGCAUGAUGCGUGUGCAUGAUACAAUUGUGUAAGGAAAACCGAUACGCGCUUUAAAUACGGUGAGUUACGGGUAGUUACGGCGUAUGAAAUAUAACCCAAACUUCAAAAUUUAUUACAGCUAGAUACAAUAUUUCAAGGGGCUUUCGGUUUUCAAAGAUAUUUUCAAAGAUAUUGUGAUGACACUUCUAAAGGAUUUUGUACUUUAAUUAACAUUAAAGGCAGUUUCAAUACGUGUAAAAUAUGAAUGCGAGUAUUCUAACAACUAGCAUAGUUUUGCUGGCUGCCUUAGUGUAUCGGGAUGUCGUUGUCGCAAGGGUUACUUCUACACAAGCACCAAAUUCAACAAAUAUACUCAACACUACAGGCCAGGGCAUUAUUACCACUUCUCAACCAUUAGCUAACAACUCAACAACUGAUCUACCUCGUGUUAACACUACAAUUUUCGAUGAAGCAUAUCCAAACGCAACAGAAAGUACAAAAGCAAACCAAGGCACUGACAGUUCACAAGCAUUGCCAGGAAAUAGUUCGACUUUAGAAAACGCAACAGAUAACGGUGUUGAAGAAAGAGGUAAAGAAGAGUGGGACCAUGAACAUCCAGGGGUUGAGCUUAUUGUUUUAAAUUGGAAAGAUGUGGAAUAUCCCUUCAUAGUCACCCUCGUGCUGAUAUUUGCUGGUUUAAGCAAACUUGUUUUCCACUUCUCACAUUUUCUGUCGUCGAAGGUACCAGAAUCUUGCGUUCUGAUUGUACUUGGCGUCAUUUCCGGACUAAUUCUUUAUUAUACUGGUGUUACAAAAGACGUUAAGCUGUACGAACCUAACCUAUUCUUUAUGUACCUUUUACCUCCAAUUAUCUUGGAAGCAGCAUACAGUCUGUAUGAUCGUACGUUUGCGGAGAACAUUGGUGGGGUUAUCCUCUUUGCUGUACUGGGAACAGUUCUUAAUUGUUUCUUAAUUGGUUUAAGCAUGUAUGGACUAUAUAUGGUAGGGGCAAUGGAAGACGUGCACACUUCUUUUGUACAGAUGCUCCUGUUUGCUGCCUUAAUUGUUGCCGUUGACCCUGUAGCAGUAUUAGCUGUGUUCCAAGAGGUCGGUGUUAACAACAUGUUGUACUUCCUGGUUUUUGGUGAAUCACUUCUCAACGAUGGUGUGACUGUUGUACUUUAUGACGUGAUGCAAAUAUUUAUAACAAUGCCUGAAAUAACAGUUGGUCAGAUAUUCCUAGGAAUCGCCAAGUUUUUUGUUGUUGUGAUAUUUGGGGUGCUAAUUGGUGUUGUAUGUGGAAUGAUGUCAUCAUUUAUUACAAAGUUUACAAACUCAGUGAAGGUUGUUGAGCCCCUAAUCGUAUUCGGGUUUGCCUACAUGUCAUACGUGUUGUCUGAUAUGUUCGAGUUUUCUGGCAUCAUAAGUAUUAUAACUUGUGGAAUUGUACAGGCCCAUUACACGUUCCAUAAUGUCACCAAGAAAUCAAGGCUUGCAAUCAAAUUUCUAUCCAAAGUAAUGGCGAAUGCAAGUGAGAUAAUCGUUUUCCUGGACCUUGGAAUUGUAACUAUCAACCUUGACUAUGACUGGAAGACAGGGUUUUCUCUUUGGGCUCUCCUCUUCUGUAUUGUUUACAGAUUUAUAGUGACCUACAGCCUGUCCGCUUGCCUCAAUAAAUUUUCAGCUGGAAGAGUUCGGAAAAUAAGACUCGACGAAAUGUUUAUGAUUAGUUAUGGAGGACUAAGAGGGGCAGUUUGUUUCUCGCUGGUGGCUCUGAUAGACGAGUCUCACGUUCCUAUGAAGAACUUGUUUGUCACCACUACACUCUUCAUAAUAUUCUUUACUGUAUUUGUGCAGGGUGGUACUAUAAAAUGGCUUGUGAAGAAACUACGUGUGAAACUUGCAGAAGGUGACCCGGAAAUGAAUCUCAAUAGAGAGCUAGCAUCCCAUGUAUUUGAUUACAUCCUAGCCGGUGUUGAACAAAUUGUUGGUUAUACAACAGGAGACCAUCAUAUAAAAAAGAAACUGGAUAAACUGGAUGAUAAAUUGAUCAAACCAAAACUUCUUAAACAUGCAACUAGAACAGAAUUAAGUGAUAUAUCAAGAUGCUAUGAGAAAGUUGUCAUGAAGGAGCAUUAUAAGAAUUUGCAUUGUUCUGGUGCCAAACUUCCAAAGGUCGAUUCCGACAUGCUGCAUAAACUGGAACAUGUACUGAAUCCGAACAGACAGAGUGACGACGAUUUCUCCAGCAGUGGUACAGGAACCUGUGAUAGCUACCAGAGUUUAGUUUCUAGAUUUGAAAAGCAGCUCGCUGAGGAUAAUCUUGCCUAUGGUGAUGACGUUCACAAGUUUUUCAAGUACACCCUGGAGAACGUUAAAGACAAUUUGCAUGUUAAAAUUCAUGACAAAAAUCUGGUGCACGAUCACGACGAGCACACGAUGACUCAAUAUCGUCGUCAACAAAGAAACAAUGGUAUCGCCGGCAUGCGUCGGAGUCAGACAUUUGAUGUAGUAAGAGACUAUUCUAGGCUACAACCAAGUCUUGAGAGGGUGUCUCCUAAAGACAUUAAAGUACGAAUAAAUCAAGAUAGUCAAGGCACAACUCCAAACAAGAAAAUAUUGUCGACAGACGCCCAUGUACACGAUGAGCACGAGAGAGAGCGUGUAAAUAAAGGCAGGACGAUAAACGAGGAGGGCGUGGAAACUGAGACUGGAACUAUAGUGUUCACAUUAUAAUAAUUUAUGUUAAAAUGACACUGGGAAAGCUGCAAAGAACUUUGGAAAUACAUGUAUUGUUAUAAUAUAUGUCUCAAAUGUACAUUAAUAUAUUGCUCACGUCAGAAGGAGAAAAGCACACGUGUCUUUCCGGAGAAGCUCGAAGUCCAGUGCUUACGAAAAACUUGAAGCUCGAAGUCCAGUGCUUACGAAAAACUUCUAUAUUUUUUUUAAUCAAUCUUGCUAUUUUUAAAGGGAUGCGCUCGUGAUACCCCCAUGAGCAAUGUACAAGUGACAAUCUUUUUAUUGUCUUAUUUAUUCUAUUGUGGUUAUUCAUUAGUGCUAUUUUGAACUGUUAACAAUGAACCUUCUGAAUUUGGACAGUACCUUUACCAGCUUUGAAUUUGGAACUUUCAGAUCGAAUUUUAAGAUUUUUCAAAAUUCAAAUAUUGAGUGACGACAAUAUGCAGUACGGUCAUAGUUCUUUACAAUCGCAUCUUGUCGGCUCUUUCCGUCAAACUCGAGAAAGGAAUAAUCGCCGAUGUGUUCCGAUUGGGUUCUUUACUGGUGGCAAAGUUUAAUAACUUCCGGUUUCGGGAGCAGUUUGAGCUUUAAAGGGACUCCACUGAGAUUUUUUGACUUGGCGGAUCUGGAAGAACUUUUUCUAGAUUUGUGUACAAUAUGAUGAAGGUCUUGACCAAAAAAAUGUGUGUGCAAAAUUUCAGAUCAUACGCUUUGACACCAAAUCACACAUUUUUUGCAAUAAUUUAAUUUUUUUUUGUAUAUUUAAAAUUUUAACUCACCGAAACAAAGUUCGGUUCAAAUACUUUAUGUCACACUACAAGAAUUAUUUAUGGAAAUAGAAUCUGGUACUUCUUUAAGGCCCUGAUUGGGGUAUCCAAAACAUGGUCUUUUACCUCCCAGCAGUAGAUAAGAUCUUACGUCAAAAAUAGCAGGAAGAUCAGCAGCAAUCAUUUAUUUUUCAUUUUAUUUGUUUGAUAUAUCUUUUGUUGAUACUUCAAUUGUUUUUCAAACUUGUUACCCAAGUCGGCGGUCUGUGAACAAGACAAUUCUAACUACAAUGUACCUUAUUGUAAUUUAGUAAAAAAAACGUUUAGGGACAGUUUGUGUGUACAAACGGUUUAAUGUUAUUUGUUACACACUAAAAGGUUUACUAACUUUAAAAUUAUCAACAUAUUAUGUCCUGCUUAUAUAAUUCUAGGUGAUCUAGCUUGUUUCUUGAAAAACAAAGUUAAAACAAAAAUAUUUAUCAAUGGUCGGUGUUAUCUAUGCGUCGGAGUUAUCUCCCCAACCAGUAUAUAUUUCUUUAUAUCAUAUUUUGCUCAUUGUUUUAGUUUAAAGUGUCCUGGUUGAUGUUUUUUUUUUU
Molecule: messenger RNA, 4130 nt
Organism: Ruditapes philippinarum (Manila clam)
Lineage: Eukaryota; Metazoa; Mollusca; Bivalvia; Venerida; Veneridae
Product: Na(+)/H(+) exchanger protein 7-like
Exons: 22
Coding region: 290-2764 (824 amino acids)
Biological process (GO): regulation of pH; sodium ion transport; proton transmembrane transport
Cellular component (GO): membrane
Molecular function (GO): sodium:proton antiporter activity
Source: RefSeq, a predicted model, not a curated record